Molecule: messenger RNA, 835 nt
Organism: Gavialis gangeticus (Gharial)
Lineage: Eukaryota; Metazoa; Chordata; Crocodylia; Gavialidae
Gene: TMEM203
Product: transmembrane protein 203
Exons: 1
Coding region: 25-435 (136 amino acids)
Biological process (GO): intracellular calcium ion homeostasis
Cellular component (GO): endoplasmic reticulum
Source: RefSeq, a predicted model, not a curated record
CGGAAGUGCUUGGGGGGCGGCGCCAUGCUGUUCUCGCUGCGGGAGCUGGUGCAGUGGCUCGGCUUCGCGCCCUUCGAGCUGCUGCUGCACGGGCUGGCGCUGCUGGCCGCCUCCGUGCUGCUUGUGCUGAAGGUGGACGGCGCGGGCGCGGCGCUGUCGUGGUGGGCGGUCUUCGUGCCAUUCUUCGCGGCUGACGGGCUGAGCACCUACUUCACGGCCAUUGUGUCGGUGCGCCUGUUCCAGGACGGCGAGAAGCGCCUGGCCGUGCUGCGCCUCUUCUGGAUCCUCACUCUGCUCAGCCUCAAAUUCGUCUUCGAGAUGCUGCUGUGCCAGAAGCUGGUGGAGCAGACGCGUGAGCUCUGGUAUGGCCUCAUCAUGUCGCCUGUCUUCAUCCUGCUGCAGCUGCUCAUGAUUCGUGCCUGCCGCGUCAACUGACCCUGCUGGUUGGGGCCUGGCGCUGCUGCCCUGGCCCAGGCGCUGACCUGAUGCUCUAAGCCGAGACGUUUCGGGUUCCCUCCAGUCGCCACCCAGUGGCCUUGUGGCUCCAGGCCAAGAUGUUUUGGGUACCAUCCAGUUGCCGCCCAUCAGCUUCAUGGCUCCGGGCUGAGACAUUUUGGGUUCCCUCCAGUCACCAUGCAUUGGCAUCGUAGCUCCAGGCUGAGAAACUUUCAGUUGCCUCAAGCGGUUGCCCAUUGGCAUCAUGCCCCCAGGAGGUCUCAUGGCAGCCCCACAGCGUGUCUGAAUUUUGGGGGUAGCGCAUGAAUGUCAGGAAGGGCCGAUGCUGGUAGCUUGUGUUGGGUGUUUUGUAAUAUAAAGAUGCACAUGUGCCGCAUCA